CAGGUGGUGGUGGUAAUGCACCAAAUCGUUGCCUGCCAACCGCCAUUCAACCUCAAAUACAACGAAAAAGAAGCUGCAGCAGUAGAAGAAGAAGAAGGCUCAGACAUGAACUCUUUGGAACAGGCCGAAGACCUGAAGGCCUUUGAGAGAAGAUUGACAGAGUAUGUCUCCUGUUUACAGCCUGCCACAGGCAGGUGGAGAAUGAUUCUCAUAGUGGUUUCUGUUUGUACGGCUACUGGGGCUUGGAACUGGUUAAUAGACCCUGACACACAGAAGGUCUCUUUCUUUUCAUCUCUGUGGAAUCAUCCCUUCUUCACCAUCAGCUGCAUCACUCUUAUAGCUCUCUUCUUCGCCGGAAUACACAAACGAGUCGUGGCACCGUCUAUUAUCGCUGCCCGCUGCCGUACAGUUUUAGCAGAAUACAACAUGUCCUGUGAUGAUACGGGGAAACUUAUUCUCAAACCUCGACCGAACAUUCAAUAACAGCAGGUUCGGGUGCUCCGUUCAGACAGUGUAGCUGGUCGGGUGUUGGAUAUCCACUGACCACUCAGUGUCUUCAGUCCAAUGUGUGGUCUGAGCAGCACCAAAGGAGACGUACAGAGGCAGAUUCUGUCGCCCUGGAAGAAAAAUACACUCGGAACAAAGAAACGAACUGAUGGGGCCUUUUAACAGUAUUGCUGUGUUGACGUCACCAAUGAAGCUGCUGAUCUGCUCACACGAUCUUUGAUAUAUUUUACACUUUCAGUGUGAGUCCAGAUGUGUUUAUUUCUGUUUAUGAUUUUCAGCAUGAAUUUUAUCUAAAUGUUUCUAUUUUUAAAAUUAUUUGCCUAAUAAAUGCAUCAGGUGUGAAAA
This is a messenger RNA of Mugil cephalus (flathead mullet), 852 nucleotides long. RefSeq names its product CTD nuclear envelope phosphatase 1 regulatory subunit 1 (gene cnep1r1). The record is from RefSeq and is a predicted model, not a curated record. The coding region runs from base 16 to 483 and encodes 155 amino acids. The transcript has 6 exons. Gene Ontology annotation, cellular component: cytoplasm; Nem1-Spo7 phosphatase complex. Lineage: Eukaryota; Metazoa; Chordata; Actinopteri; Mugiliformes; Mugilidae.